This is a messenger RNA of Drosophila hydei, 1674 nucleotides long. RefSeq names its product protein RRNAD1. Bases 60 to 1538 code for a protein of 492 amino acids. The record is from RefSeq and is a predicted model, not a curated record. Lineage: Eukaryota; Metazoa; Arthropoda; Insecta; Diptera; Drosophilidae. The transcript is spliced from 5 exons.
AUUUAGUUCGCGCCUAAUUGGAAGUCAGCUGUGAAACACUGCUGCUACAGCUGGCCAAUAUGCUUAAUAUUAACAACAAGCUUGCCGCCUGUUUAGAUGUAGCUAAAAAAUACGAGUGGCUACUGGACUCUUAUGUGUUGGACUUUUAUGUUGAUGACCAUUGGAGCAAGCUGCCUCAAAGCUGGCGACAUCAUUUGGAAGAUUUACCUGUAAAACAGCUGAGUGACCUAUUGCAGCACAGAGAGACCGUUGUGACCGCACGUGUUUCAUGGCCCUUAGAGUUGUUGGCACUGCGACAAGUGUUGCGGUCGCUAUGCAUCAAAAGAAGUCCAAAUAAGCUGAUCGAUGUUGCACUGCCAUCUUGUCCACUGCUGGAGCACCGUAAGCUAAAGCACAUGUUCAUGAAGUGUGUGAAGCCGAAAAAAGCACAUGAAAUCAAAAGAAUGGCCGCAAUUUGUGCGAGGAGCUGCCAACAGACUUCGACUAUGUUUGUCAUAGACUUUGGAGCCGGCGUAGGACACUUAGCCCGCGUUUUGGGCUAUGGCUAUGGCAUCAAUGUGUGUUGCCUUGAAAUGCAGACAGCUCUCAAUGAGCAAGCACUAGCAAUCGAUGCCAAGCUGGAGAGCGUGGCUACAAAGCACUUGGACGCCAGCGAAACAACCCACUUUAAACGACCGGCGCAUCUCACUCAACGUCUGAGCAACGAUACAACGCCAGAACACUUCAUUGAGAGCAUACGACAGGCAUUCCAAUUGUCCGACACUGAUUUUUCAUUUGGGAUAAUUGGGUUGCAUCCGUGUGGUGACCUGAGCGCCACGCUAAUGCGUAUGUUUCUAAGUUGUAAGCAAGCGAAGUUCUUAAAUUUUGUGGGCUGCUGUUAUCAGAAGAUGAGCACACAAUCAACGCAGCCACAAAUGAAGCUGCAUGGCUAUCCGCUUAGCUCACAGCUGCAAAUCGCUGACAACGCUCAGCUCAGUUACGAGGCGCGCGAAAUUGCUUGCCAUGCUAUGGAGUCGUACUACGACCGCCUUCAAGUAGGAGACUAUGAAUAUCUAAAGAUACACUCAUUACGAGCGGCAGCUGAACGCAUUAUUGUCCAGCAUUUGCCUGACCUAAGGCAUUCGGCGUUGCGCAAUGUAAAACAUGCGCCUGGCAUGAGCUUCAACGACUACUUUCAAAAGGCUACUGAGGGCACCCAGUUUGCCUUGAUUCAGGCAGGGAGUUCUGAUCAGAUCGAGGCAGAUCUGUUGCACUGGCGUCGCAUCGUCUGUUUCUAUACGCUACGGCUUAUGCUGGCACCGCUAGUGGAAAGCAUUAUUCUGUACGAUCGCGAAUUGUUUCUUCUAGAGAAUGGUAUUUAUUUUUGUUAUUUAUUCUGUUGCGAUUUGUUUGCCAAUAUUCUGUGUUUACUUUCAAGGCUGUCAAGUGACCAUCGAAUCAAUUUUCGAUCCUCGCAUUUCACCAAGAAAUCAUAUCACCAGCGCCAUAAAGAGCUGACGUGGCGAAAAGUGGCGAUUGAGGCUCAUCUAAAAGUAUAAACAUUUGAUACAAAUAUAAGACUAAGAAAAGCAAUUGAUAUUUAUUUUGAAACGUAUACUAAACCAAGUGGUUACUUCACUGAAAAAAGGUAAAAACAGUGAAGCAAACCGAUUCUGGGCUUUAUUCUUUCGUACA